Messenger RNA from Serinus canaria (Common canary), 1488 nucleotides. Its product is annotated as histone-lysine N-methyltransferase SETD1A-like. The record is from RefSeq and is a predicted model, not a curated record. Gene Ontology annotation, molecular function: histone H3K4 methyltransferase activity; protein binding. The transcript is spliced from 4 exons. The annotation marks the transcript as partial. Gene Ontology annotation, cellular component: Set1C/COMPASS complex. Lineage: Eukaryota; Metazoa; Chordata; Aves; Passeriformes; Fringillidae.
GGUCCCAACCGGGUGCUCUCAGAGCGGCGUUCGGAGCAGCGGCGCCUGCUCAGCGCCAUCGGCUCGGCCGCGCUGCCGGACAGCGACCUGCUCAAGCUCAACCAGCUCAAGUUCCGCAAGAAGCGCCUUCGCUUCGGCCGCAGCCGCAUCCACGAGUGGGGGCUGUUCGCCAUGGAGCCGAUCGCGGCCGACGAGAUGGUCAUCGAGUACGUGGGGCAGAACAUCCGACAGGUGGUGGCUGACAUGCGCGAGAAGCGCUACGCCCAGCAGGGCAUCGGCAGCAGUUACCUGUUCCGCGUGGACCACGACACCAUCAUCGAUGCCACCAAGUGUGGGAACCUGGCACGCUUCAUCAACCACUGCUGCACGCCCAACUGCUAUGCCAAGGUGAUCACCAUCGAGGCGCAGAAGAAAAUCGUCAUCUACUCCAAGCAGCCGAUCGGCGUCAACGAGGAGAUCACCUACGACUACAAGUUCCCCAUCGAGGACACCAAGAUCCCGUGCCUGUGCCGCACCGAGAGCUGCCGCGGCACCCUCAACUAGCCCAGCCCGCCCUCAGCUAGCCCAGCUAGCCCACGGCUAGCCCACAUGGCCCUCAGCUAGCCCACGUGACCCUGAGCUAGCCCAGAUGGCCCUGAGCUAGCCCAGCCAUAGCCCAGACCGAGAUCCCGUGCCUGUGCCGCACCGAGAGCUGCCGCGGCACCCUCAGCUAGCCCAGCCCGCCCUCAGCUAGCCCAGCUAGCCCUGAUGGCCCUUGGCUAGCCCACAUGGCUCUGAGCUAGCCCCAUGGCUCUGAGCUAGCCCAGCUAACCCUGAGCUAGCCCAGCUAGGGCUGGCUGCUGGCCCGGGGCCGCCCGGGUCGGGGUUGGGCACUGGGAUUGGCCUCGGGCGGCCACCGUUGGGGUGUGACCACCAGGGUUGGCUUCUGGGCUACCAGGGUUGGUGUUUGGGCCACCACUGACCCCGGGACAGCCCGAGCUGCCCUUUGGCCACCAAGGCCGCUGCCACUGGCCCGAGGUGACGCCGUGGGUGGCCAGGGGGACACCGUGGGUGACCUUUGGCCACCAAGGAUGACCUCGGGGCCACCAUCGAUGACGUCAUUGCCCUUGGGCCCCGCCCCGCCGUCAGCGUCAAACCCCGCCCCCCACGGCCAGGUCGCUGCCCCUCCCCCCCCACCGCGCAGCGCCUGCGGUGACGUCACCACCGUGACAUCAUCAUCACCAUGACGUCACCGCCCCUCCCCCCCAGCUCUUUUCCUCCCUUUUUUUUUUUUUUUUUUUUGCUGUUUCUUGUAGAAACUCGGGGCAUGUCUGGGGGGGGGGAGGGGGGAUGGGAGGGGUCUGCCCCUCCCCCCGCGGCCCCGCCCCCCCAGCUCUGUAAAUACCCCCGGGGGGUGUAAAUACCUGUACAUGCCCCUCCCCCUGUACAUAUGUUGAUACGGGGGGGCCCCCGCGCCCCCCCUUUUUAUAAAGUGGCCAAUGAGCUUUG